Messenger RNA from Linepithema humile (Argentine ant), 2743 nucleotides. Its product is annotated as segmentation protein paired. Gene Ontology annotation, molecular function: DNA-binding transcription factor activity, RNA polymerase II-specific; RNA polymerase II cis-regulatory region sequence-specific DNA binding. Gene Ontology annotation, biological process: anatomical structure development; regulation of transcription by RNA polymerase II. The record is from RefSeq and is a predicted model, not a curated record. Lineage: Eukaryota; Metazoa; Arthropoda; Insecta; Hymenoptera; Formicidae.
GUCGAGAUCUACCGCGGUAACGGCGGAGCGGACGAGCGCGGGAAGUGUUCGCGAAUAUUUAUCUUAUUUAUCUGAAUGCGCGCGAGAAAGAAAAGGAACUACAACAUGACUUAGGAGCACGAGUUAAAUAUCCAAAUAGAUUUAAUCCUGUCAAUUAAAUCUGUUUGAUGAAAUCCGAUGACGCUCAAUCAGGAUCGGAAAGUUGAUCGAUCGAGGUCUAUCACGGAGCAGUCGGGCGCUAAAGAAGAGGAACUGAAGUAUGAUUGGACCACGAACUGAAUAAUUUAUAUAGCCAAAUGGAUUCAAUCGGCAGGCCUAUCGCUAUCAAGUUUUCCACAUUAUGAAGAUGGCUCAUUGGUGUUUGUUUACGUGUUUCGUUUCGCGAUCGUCUGAUAAAUUGCGAUUCGAUGGAAUUGUUCGAAUAAGUAAACCACUGGAUUGUAAGAUUGAUCGUGACAAAUAUCGAUUUUACAAGAAGCUUAGUGAGGUGCGGUAGUGGUGAAAUUUACAUCACUUGGUGCCGGUGCGAAUUCGUUCGAACUACCUCGCGGUGGCUCGCUUGGUUGAAAUGACGGUUGCCACUAAUUUUUCGAUGAUGCGACCAUGUUUCUCUGGAUAUUCAUUUCAAGAUUUAGGAUCGAUACCAGGUCAGGGGCGAGUGAAUCAGUUAGGAGGUGUUUUCAUCAAUGGACGACCGCUACCUAAUCACACUCGACUGAAAAUCGUUGAGAUGGCUGCGUCGGGAAUUAGGCCGUGCGUAAUUUCAAGACAACUGAGGGUGUCCCACGGAUGUGUAUCGAAGAUACUAAAUCGCUAUCAAGAAACAGGAAGCAUCAGGCCUGGUGUGAUCGGUGGGAGUAAACCGCGAGUGGCCACGCCGGAAGUGGAGGCGAAGAUCGAGCAAUAUAAACAGGAUAAUCCGGGUAUGUUCUCAUGGGAAAUCAGGGAUCGUCUUAUCAAAGAUGGCAUCUGCGACCGGGCCAGCGCGCCAAGUGUGUCCGCUAUUUCUCGCCUGCUCAGAGGCCGCGAUACCGAAAACGACGUCAAACUCGGAGACGGUAAAACUAGUUCCGGAUCAGAUUGCGAAAGCGAACCGGGAAUCCCGCUGAAAAGAAAGCAGCGUAGGAGCAGGACGACCUUUACCGCUCAACAAUUAGACGAAUUAGAACGAGCCUUUGAAAGGACUCAAUAUCCUGACAUUUACACUAGAGAGGAGCUUGCUCAAAGAACAAAGCUAUCGGAAGCUAGAAUCCAAGUUUGGUUCAGUAAUAGAAGAGCUAGAUUGAGAAAGCAAAUUUCUUCGACGGCCUCCGGCAGCUACGUCGGUUCCGUGGCGUAUCCGGCUGCUUCGUACGUUUUGCACCCGCCGGGACCACCUCAUCCUCACGCGGGUGCGGCCGUACCGCCGGGCCAUCCUCAUUCUCAUCCUCACGGUCAGAGUUUGCCAGAUGCUGCGUUUUCCUCUGGCCAAGUUCCAGAACUGUACUCGUCUCAUCAUUCGUCAAUGUCGCAUCAAUUGGCGACGGAUUCCGCGGCACGCCUGCCUCCGUCCGUGGCAUCGACUUCGAGUUACAGUUUCCCGGCCACGGUGACUUAUCCCAAUCCAUUGUUGCCGACUUCGUCGACAACGACUCAUAUUAGUCACCCAGGGCCCUCAACGUCAUCUAGCUACCAGCAGACGAGCAGCCACCAGCUGUCACCGACUCCGAACUCUCUCGUCACCAUGAUGGGACCAAAUUCUAGCAAUUCGAAUUCCGCUACCGAUCAAUUGAAUUCGUCAGAACUCCCGAUUAGCUCGGUUUCGCCUGCUCAGCAGCAGCAAGCGCAACAACAAAACAAUCAGGGAACCACGUCGCCGUCGUGGAAUCUCGCGAUUACAGCGAGCGGCAGUAGAGUGAAUCUCCAGAGUCCGCCGUCGGGUCUGCAGCAACCUCACGCCUACAGUGCUCAUCCCCAUCAGGCGUUCGCCAAUCAUUAUACCGCGCAAGGCUUUCAACAGCCAGCCAGACCUGCGCCACAAUCUUUUCACGUUUCGUGGUUUUAAAGGAUGAUCUCGCAGAUCGAAAGCCAAAGCUUUGAAGAGAAAUUUUGAAGAGGUAUCUGCUGCGCAUUUUGUUGAUUCAAUGUCAGCAGAAGUCUUGGCAGGACCGAAAAAGUCCUGCCCGGAUCAUCUUAAAUCAAUUAUCGUUAUUCUACAGAAUGAAACAUUAUCAAGAAUAUCAUUAUUGCAACGUGAUUAUCUUGAAAAGUUGACAACACAAAAUAAUUAAUGUUAUUCAAUGUGUCUUGAAGAAGAUAUCGAUAGCAAAAACUGAAGUGUUAAAAGUGGUCGCAGCAUGCUUCGCGCGUCAAAAGCAAACUAUUUCAGUGAUUAUAAUUGUAUGUAAACAUUGUAAAACAUUGUGUAGAGACUCGGUAUCAGAAUAGUCGAAACACUUUCGUUUUCAAUAAGUUAUAGGUGCUAAAAUUGUGACAUUUACGAGUGAGACUUAUAAUGUAAAUAUUAUAUAAUAUUAGCGAAAAAUGAAGAAAACGCGAUUUAUAAUAUAGUUGAGCCUCUCAGAAGCGAAACUGAUCGAUUCCAUGAAACAAAAAAAUAAAAAAAAUUGAUAAACAUUCAAAUUAAUCAAGUACUUUGUUAAAAAAAUUUACAAAACGUGAGGUUGAUCAGUUUGACUUCUAAAAGACUUGUAUAAUAAGAUAUAUAUUUUCUGCAUAAUGUAGCAAAUUAUUAUUUGUACAA